Salvia hispanica is the source of this 829-nucleotide messenger RNA. RefSeq names its product responsive to abscisic acid 28 (gene RAB28). NCBI's taxonomy places the organism in Eukaryota, Viridiplantae, Streptophyta, Magnoliopsida, Lamiales, Lamiaceae. The record is from RefSeq and is a predicted model, not a curated record.
CUACAUAUUUGAUCUAGUUUAUAUAUACGAGCGUCGGAGAUGGAAAUCGAUCGGACUAACUCUACGGGAGAAGCAGGUGGCGACGACGACGACGCAGUCACGAUAGGAGAGGCGCUGGAAGCGACAGCCCUCUCCGCGGGAAACAAGGCGAUUGACAAGAGUGACGUUGCCGCGAUACAAGCGGCAGAGGAUCGCGCAACCGGGCUUGGCCACCUUGUGCCCGGUGGCAUCGGCGCAGAAGCUGAAUCUGCGGCCGCAUACAACAUGAAGACUACGAGGGGUGAAGAGAAGACCACGCUCGCUGACGUUUUGACCGAUGCUAGUGAGAAAUUGGUGGGCGAUAAGGCGGUGACAAGGGAAGAUGCGCAAAGGGUGAUAUAUGCGGAGCUGAGGAACAAUGAUGAUCAACCCACGAACCCAGGCGGCGUCGCCGCAAACGUCGCGGCCGCUGCCAGGCUUAAUCAGAAGUGAUUCUUUUUUAUAGGAAAAUGAAUAUAAAUUUAAUGAUACUGUCAAGACCCUUUGGCCUCGGAUAUCAACGACUUCACUACUAGGUCAACUCACACACAUGACAAACAUGUUCUUUUGUAUUCCCAUCCUUCCGUCCCACUCUAAGUGGAGCAUUUUUAAGUCCGCACGAGAUUUUAUGUAAUGUUUUUUUGUGAGUAAAGUGUAGAGAAUAAAGUAAGAGAUAGAGAAAAAGUAGAGAAAGUGAUGUUUCUAUAUUUAGAAAUGUGUCAUUUAGAUUGAGACAUCCCAAAAAGAAAAAUGCAUCAAUUAGAGUGGGACGGAUGGAGUAUGUAAAUAUGGUGGAUACUUGCUAAUGUUG